AUGGAGCGACAACACCAGGAGUGGCUGGAGGACUUGGUCAUCCGGCUUUUGUGCGUCUUUGCUCUGGACAGGUUUGGAGACUUUGUGUCAGAUGAGGUGGUUGCACCUGUCAGAGAGACGUGUGCCCAGACUCUGGGUGUGGCCUUGAGGCACAUGGCAGACAGUGGCGUUGCCAUGACUGUGGACAUUCUGCUUAAGCUGCUAACUGAAGACCAGUGGGAGGUUCGACACGGAGGCCUGCUGGGCAUCAAAUACGCUCUUGCUGUCAGACAGGAUUUGAUCGCAGAGCUGCUGCCCCAGGUUCUUCCUGCCAUUACAGAAGGCCUGCGGGAUCUGGAUGAUGACGUUCGUGCAGUGGCAGCAGCAGCUUUGAUCCCAGUGGUGGAUGGAUUGGUUCAGUUACUGCCUACUAAGGUUCCCUUUAUUGUGGACACACUGUGGAAUGCCCUGCUGGAACUGGACGAUCUCACAGCCUCAACUAACAGCAUCAUGACCCUCUUGUCCUCCCUGCUUGCUUACCCACAGGUCCGCCAGUGCAGCACACAACAGUCUCUCACAGUGUUGGUUCCUCGAGUAUGGCCAUUCCUGAGACACACAAUUGCUUCUGUUCGUCGGGCUGCCCUAGAGACCCUUUUUACAUUGCUUUCCAAAGCUGACCAGAGUUGUGCAGUGUGGCUGAAUCCCAUCAUGCAGGAUAUGUUAAGACACAUCUUUCAGUCCUGCAUACUGGAGAGCAACCAGGAGAUCCUAGAGCUGAUACAGAAGGUGUGGGGGGAGUUGUUGCGACAGGCCCCGCAGCAGUAUGUGGUGGCGGCCAGCUGUCCUUGGAUGGGCGCCUGGCUCUGUUUGAUGAUGCAAGCACCACACAUCCCAAUAGAACCCAACAUGUUGCUGGAAGUGAAAGCCCGCUUAAAGGAGAAGGCUACUGGAAAGACCCGACAGGGAUCUGUUCCAGUCAAGGAAACGGUCCAGGAGUACAUCGGUGGAGUGGAGACUGUUACCGAAGACCCUGCCACGCGAGACUAUGUGGUGACACGUGCACGUCUCAUGGCUGCAAAGCUGUUGGGGGCACUGUGCAGUUGUAUAUGUGACCCAAGGUUGAAUAGCUCUUCUCAGGAACUACGACCUGCGGAGUCUUUAGCACAACUUUUACUGUUCCAUCUCAAUUCCAAAUCGGCCUUGCAGCGGAUUGCGGUUUCCAUGGUGAUCUGUGAGUGGGCAGGCCUUCAGAAGGAGUGUGAGCUGCUGUCCAGUGUGGUUCAGCCCCGAUUGCUGGUCAUUCUCUCAGAGCAACUCUACUACGAUGAGAUCGCCAUUCCUUUUACUCGCAUGCAGAAUGAAUGUAAACAGCUCAUAGCGCUGCUGGCUGAUGCCCACAUUGACGUGAGAGAAAGAAUCAACCCCACUGUAUUCACCAUCGAUCAGGCUAACGAGCUGGUGACCACCAUGUUCUCAGAAUGCACCUCUUCUCUGAAUCUCAAGUCAAGUCAGUUCAAGCUGCUGGACGGCAAGAGGCUGCAGGCUCGUUCCACUGUGUGCGAGACCAGCGCCGAGUGGCAGCAGCUGCAGCUGAGAGUUCAUACCUUCACUGCCUGUGCUGUGGUAGGACUGGCCAUGCUGCCAGAUAAACUCAAUCCUGUUGUCAGGCCCCUGAUGGAGGCGGCCCGCCGCGAAGAGAACACACUCGUCCAGGGUUACGCGGCCUCCAACAUCGCCCGCCUGCUGCAGCUGUGCGCUUCCAGAUCUCCCUGUCCGAAUGCCAAGAUCGUGAAGAAUCUCUGCAGCUCUGUGUGUGUAGAUCCAAAGCUCACCCCUAGUGCUGCAUGUCCUGUCCCUCCAGCCAGCACUCCAGCAAUACAAGAGAGCAGUAAGGCAUCUGUGGCAGAGAAGGAUGCGAUGCAUCACAUGGUGAACAAGACAAAGGGCAUCAUCACCCUUUACCGGCAUCAGAAAGCAGCUUUUGCCAUCACCAGUAAGAGAGGACCCACACCCAAAGCCCCCAAAACCACCAACAAUGACCUGCCCCUCGUAGGCAGCAUUACCACAGAAACAGAUGAGAGCAAGAAGCCGUGUCUUAUCCAGAGGAGAGGGGCAGAGUUCUGCUUGAUGACCGUUGCCAGGCAUUUUGGUAAGGAGUUGUCAAAAACUUUGCCAUAUCUGUGGGAGUCCAUGACCGGUCCACUGAGGAAUGCGCUGAAUGCUCAGGGAUUUGAUUCCAGCCAGUUGUUGAAGCAGGGAGACUCGGUUGCUCAGGAGCUUGUGAACUCUCUGCAGGUGCUGGAGGUCACAACAGGAGCCAUGUCCCAAGAGCUCAUCCCUUUAUUGAUGGAGCAGUUGGCUCUCCUGUGCACCUGUCUGCAACAUCCAUAUACAGCCGUACGUCACAUGGCCGCGCGCUGUGUGGGCGUGCUCAGCAAGAUUGCUACUAUGGAGACCAUGAAUGUGUUUCUGGAACAUGUGCUUCCCUGGUUGGGUGCUAUUGAUGACAACACCAAGCAGGAGGGAGCCAUCGAAGCCCUGGCCUGUGUGAUGGAGCAAUUGGAUGUGGAUAUCGUGCCCUACAUCGUGCUGUUGGUGGUCCCUGUGUUGGGCCGUAUGAGUGACCCCGGGGACAGCGUGCGAUUCAUGGCCACACAGUGCUUUGCAACCCUGAUCCGACUGCUUCCUCUUGAGGCUGGAAUCCCAGACCCGCCGUCUAUGUCUGAAGAUCUAAUUCGACAGAAGGCCAGAGAACGACACUUCCUUGAGCAGCUGCUUGAUGGAAGGAAACUGGAAAAUUAUAAGAUUCCUGUGCCCAUCAAAGCAGAGCUCAGGAAAUACCAACAGGAUGGAGUGAACUGGCUGGCAUUUUUGAACAAGUACAAGCUUCAUGGGAUCUUGUGUGAUGAUAUGGGUCUGGGUAAGACCCUGCAGUCCAUCUGUAUUCUGGCAGGCGAUCAUUUCCUCAGGGCUCAGGAGUACGCCAGGACAAAGGCCCCCGACUGUUGCCCUUUGCCCUCCAUAGUAGUGUGCCCACCCACCCUGACGGGGCACUGGGUGGAUGAGGUUGGGAAGUUCUGCUCUAAAGAGUAUCUCAAUCCUCUGCACUAUACUGGCCCUCCUACGGAAAGAGCAUGGUUACAGCACCAGGUGAAGAAACACAAUCUCGUUGUUGCCUCGUACGAUGUCGUUAGAAAUGACAUUGACUUUUUCAGGGAUAUUAAAUUUAAUUAUUGUAUCCUUGACGAGGGUCACGUCAUUAAGAAUGGAAAGACCAAACUUUCUAAAGCGAUCAAGCAGUUAACCGCCAACUACAGAAUAAUCCUCUCAGGAACACCCAUUCAGAACAAUGUUCUGGAGUUGUGGUCUCUGUUUGACUUCCUGAUGCCAGGCUUUCUUGGUACUGAGCGUCAGUUUGCUGCCCGCUAUGGGAAGCCCAUCCUCGCCAGUCGAGAUGCUAAAAGUUCCUCACGCGAGCAGGAAGCAGGUGUGCUGGCAAUGGAAGCGCUGCAUAGACAGGUUCUGCCCUUCUUAUUGAGGAGAAUGAAGGAUGAUGUGCUUCAAGAUCUGCCACCCAAGAUCAUACAAGAUUACUACUGCAACCUGAGUCCUCUACAGGUUCAACUGUAUGAGGACUUUGCUAAAUCUCGCGCAAAGGUGAACGUGGAUGACGUUAUUUCCACAGCGUCUAUGCAAGAGGAGGAAGAGAAACCCAAAUUAAAGGCCACCGGACACGUCUUCCAGGCUCUGCAGUAUCUGAGGAAGCUGUGUAAUCACCCAGCACUGGUGCUGACCCCUCAACACCCAGAGUACAAACACAUCACAGACCAGCUGAGCAGCCAACACUCUAGCCUCAGAGACAUUCAGCACGCCCCAAAACUCUCAGCCCUCAAACAGCUGCUGUUGGACUGUGGACUGGGUUCUGCUGGAGCAUCUGAUGGUGGCACAGAGGCUGUAGUGGCCCAGCACCGCGUUCUGAUCUUCUGCCAGCUGAAGAGCAUGCUGGACAUCGUGGAGCAGGAUCUGCUCAAAGCACAGCUGCCCACCAUCACCUACCUCAGGCUGGAUGGAAGCGUUCAGGCCGGCCUCAGACACUCUAUAGUCUCUAGGUUCAAUAAUGACCCGUCCAUAGAUGUUCUGCUGCUCACUACCCAUGUGGGUGGGCUGGGUUUGAAUCUGACUGGAGCAGAUACUGUUGUGUUUGUGGAGCAUGACUGGAACCCCAUGAGAGACUUACAGGCCAUGGAUCGAGCUCACAGAAUAGGACAGAAACGUGUGGUGAAUGUGUAUCGUCUCAUCACACGGGGCACGCUGGAGGAGAAGAUCAUGGGUCUGCAGAAAUUUAAGAUCACCAUUGCAAAUACAGUCAUCAGCCAAGAGAACGCCAGUCUACAGACCAUGGGCACAGAACAGCUGCUCAACCUCUUCACACUGGACAAGGAUAAAGCAGAGAAGAGCGAGGCAGCAGGGUCAUCCUCGUCUGGUAAAGCUAGUAUGAAGUCUGUUCUGGAUGGGUUGGGUGACCUGUGGGACCAACAGCAGUACGAGAACGAAUACGACCUGGACGGCUUCAUGCACUCACUUAAAUGACCCCAGUUCAACACGCACAAAAAAAACCCCACAGAAAUGACUUGAAGCCGUCUGAUUGGACAACGGAGAGAUGUGUGCAAGCACUGUAGCUUAUCGGCCUUAAACACUCCAGUCUAACGCUCGUCACAGUCUUACAGCUCUUCCUCUUCCUGUAGGUUCUUACAAUUCACUCAAGAUUUAUGAUCUAAAACUGUCCAUUAUUAAUGUGUCGCUGGAGGAACUCUUAAAGCUAAUCUUACGAAGUUGAGUGUUGUACAGAUGACAACCUCAGGAUUUCCAGAACUCCCCAUCAGUAUCUGUGAUGACAGUAUUUCAGAACUGAAUGAAGAGAGCUGGUGAGACGAGAACUGGAAUGCACUGGAACGCUUCCGUGAUCGCGUAGAAUACGACUCUAAUGGUUCAUCCAGACCACUAGGAGGCGCUUGACUAACUCCUGUAGGAUUAUGAAGGGCUUGUAGCUGCUGCUCCAUCAGAAACGUCUUACAUGCACUGACUGAGAUCUUUAGGUACAGCUGGAAGAGCAGCAGGACAAUGGCCUCGGAAACAUUGUAGAGUUUUAAAAGGAGAAAAUAGAACUAAAUAUUUCUGUUAUUUGCCUUUUUGGUAAGCUGGUAGAAUUUUAAUAAAUUCUAAUGAGCUCU
This is a messenger RNA of Sinocyclocheilus rhinocerous, 5210 nucleotides long. RefSeq names its product TATA-binding protein-associated factor 172-like. The record is from RefSeq and is a predicted model, not a curated record. Gene Ontology annotation, molecular function: DNA binding; ATP hydrolysis activity; ATP binding. Lineage: Eukaryota; Metazoa; Chordata; Actinopteri; Cypriniformes; Cyprinidae. The transcript is spliced from 29 exons. Bases 1 to 4569 code for a protein of 1522 amino acids.